Molecule: messenger RNA, 684 nt
Organism: Pseudonaja textilis
Lineage: Eukaryota; Metazoa; Chordata; Lepidosauria; Squamata; Elapidae
Source: RefSeq, a predicted model, not a curated record
AACCAGAUAACGAUGCUUACCCACGUUGUUCCUCGCGGCCCUGCAGCCCUGUCCACCACGACGUGUACGCCAAACUCUCGAAUCCUCCCCAUCCCAGCCCGGUGAGGCUGGGGCCCUCGUACGUGCUGAAGAAAGCUCAGCUGUUGACUGCUGGAAAAAAGAAGAAAGAGUUACGUUACCGUAGCGUCAUCUCUGACAUCUUUGACGGCUCCAUUCUCAGCCUCGUCCAAUGCCUCACCUGUGACCGAGUUUCCACCACUGUAGAGACUUUCCAAGAUCUGUCGCUGCCGAUUCCCGGGAAGGAAGAUUUGGCUAAACUGCAUUCGGCCAUUUACCAAAAUGUGCCCAUCAAGGCAGGAGCAUGCGGCGACAACUACGCCGGCUCGCAGGGCUGGAUUGCCUUCAUCAUGGAGUACAUUCGCAGGUUUGUGGUGUCCUGUAUCCCCAGCUGGUUUUGGGGGCCCGUCGUUACUCUGGAAGACUGCCUGGCUGCCUUUUUCGCCGCAGACGAGUUGAAAGGCGACAACAUGUACAGCUGUGAAAGGUGUAAAAAGUAAGUUCCCUUUUCCCACCCUCCGUCGUGGGGAGAAGUCCUCCCUUCCCAUAAAAAAACCCACUCCCCCCCAAAAAGGGAUAUUUUCCCUGGUGGCUCCCACUUUGGCAAAUUUUGAGGAACGAUGCUCA